UGGAUGCACCGGUCGGUUAUCGGAAGCCAUGCCUAUCUCUGUCGUCGCCUUCCCCAUCGCCACCUGCCCCCGCCGGAAAAAAGAAUUUUCUCAUGACUGUCGUCACUCCCCAGUAGUUGACAGUGAGAACCGCAAUAUAGUGACUUCUUACGUGAUAACUCUUUGUUUGGUUUAUUAUUUAGUCUUGGCUCUCGGGCGGCCGCCCAGGUUCCAUAUUCCGGAUUGGGCGGCGAUCGACCUCGUCUUAGUCGUCAGUAAAAAUUGGAGGUCAGAAUGUCUCCAGAGCAGGAGGAGGAGGAAGUCACGGUCAUGGCGGCGGAGAAGGGGGAGGUGGUGGAGCGUAGCCUAGUGUUCGCUGUGAACGGGGAGCGGUUCGAGCUUUCGAGGGUCGACCCUAACACCACGCUGCUCGAGUUCCUGCGGACCCAGACCCGUUUCAAAGGAGCGAAGCUCGCCUGUGGAGAAGGUGGCUGUGGAGCUUGUGUCGUUCUUCUGUCAACCUAUGACCCAGUACAUAAUCGAGUGGAAGAAUUUGCUGUAAGCUCUUGCCUCACACUUCUUUGCAGCAUAAAUUUCUGUUCAGUCAUAACGACAGAGGGGCUUGGCAACAGCAAUGAUGGCUUUCAUCCAAUCCACCAGAGGUUCUCUGGGUUUCAUGCCUCUCAAUGUGGCUUUUGCACACCUGGCAUGUGCAUGUCUCUCUUCUCUGCCCUUGUCAAGGCAGAUAAAUCCAAUAGGCCUGAGCCUCCAGAUGGGUUCUCAAAGCUCACAGCAUCUGAAGCAGAGAAGGCUAUUGCAGGCAAUCUGUGCCGAUGUACUGGUUAUCGACCCAUCUUAGAUGCUUGCAAGAGCUUUGCAGCUGAUGUUGAUUUGGAAGAUUUGGGCCUCAAUUCUUUUUGGAAGAAAGGGGACAAAGAUGCACUUGUUGGCCGAUUGCCAUAUCACAGCCGCAAUGGGGUCUGCACUUUUCCAGAAUACUUAAAAUCUGAAGUUAAAUCCUUGCUGGAUGCCUUGAAAAAUUCUGAUUAUACAAGCUUGGCAGAGGGUUGUUGGUAUUGCCCUUAUAGUGUUGAUGGGCUUUAUAAACUACUGAAUUCUGAGACAUUCAGUGGAUGCCGUGUUAAGAUGGUUGUUGGCAAUACUGGUUCUGGUGUUUACAAGGAACUAGAAUUGUAUGACAAAUAUAUUGAUCUGAGAGGGAUCCCAGAGCUCUCGGUCAUCAGAAGGAACAACAAAGGCAUCGAAAUUGGAGCAGCCAUAACAAUUUCUAGGGCUAUUGAAGUGUUGAAAGAAGACUGUGAACGUAUGUUAUUUUCAUCCCAAAGGUUGGUUUUUGCUAAAAUUGCUGAUCAUAUGAAUAAGGUGGCUUCACAAUUUGUUCGAAAUACAGCAAGCUUGGGUGGAAAUCUGAUCAUGACACAGAGGAGUCAAUUGCCCUCGGACAUUGCCACAAUACUUCUUGCUGCUGGUUCAACUGUUUGUAUACAGGUGGCUUCAGAAAGACUGGUUCUUACACUGGAGGAGUUCUUUGAGAAGCCUCCGUGUGACUACAGAACUCUACUGUUGAGCAUAUAUAUUCCUUGUUGGAAUUAUACUAGCAAUGCAUCUUCUGAGAUUAAGGAAUCUGUUGAUUCUAAAGCUACCAAAGAAUCCUAUUUGCUAUUUGAAACAUUUAGAGCAGCUCCUCGCCCUCUUGGAAAUGCUGUUGCUUAUCUCAAUUCUGCUUUUUUAGCUCAGAUUUCCUCAGAUAAAAUAUCAGGCAAUCUUGUUAUAGAUAACCUUCGGUUGGCUUUUGGUGCUUAUGGGAGUGAAUAUGCUAUCAGAGCAAGGAAAGUUGAGAAUUUUUUAGUGGGUAAACCUGUUACCGCAUCUAUUCUACUUGAAGCAAUUAGAUUGCUUAGAGAAGCUAUUAUACCAAAAGAAGGCACUCCACAUCCCUCCUACAGAUCAAGUCUGGCUGUUUCUUUUCUAUUUGAUUUUCUUCAUCCACUAUCCAAGGACUUGGCACAACCUAAAAAGAAUAUACAUGUAGAUGUAUUUAAUGCUACUGCUAGUGCUGAAUAUUCAAUAGAGAGUCUUAAUGGAGCUGUUUAUGUUUCACCUGAUAAGGCACCAACUUAUGCAAAUAAUGGUCGAUUUGACAAUUGUGAUACACUUUUAUUGUCCAAGCAGGUGAUGCAAUUUAGCAAGGAAAAUAAUCCAUUGGGUGAACCAACUAAGAAAGUUGGAGCUGAAAUUCAAGCAUCUGGUGAAGCAGUGUAUGUGGAUGAUAUUCCUUCUCCAAAAGAUUGUCUUUAUGGUGCAUUCAUCUAUAGCACAAAACCUUUGGCUCAUAUAAAGGGCAUCAGCUUCAGGUCUUCUUUGGCAUCAAAUAAACUCAUUACAGUUAUUUCUUUCAAAGACAUUCCAAAACGAGGACUGAACAUUGGGUCUAUGUCACCAUUAUUUGCUAGUUCUCUUAGUGAAUAUUCUGGUCAGCCACUUGGUCUUGUGAUUGCAGAGACACAGGGACUCGCCAACAUGUGUGCCAAGCAAGCAGAUGUUAGUUACAGCACAGAAAAUUUAGAAGCACCCAUUCUAUCAAUUGAAGAGGCUGUCAGAAAAUCCAGUUUUUUUGAGGUCCCUCCUUUUAUUUAUCCUAAACAAGUUGGUGAUUUCUCCCAGGGAAUGGCUGAAGCUGAUCACAAGAUUCUCUCAGCUGAGAUUAAAUUUGGUUCUCAGUAUUACUUUUACAUGGAGACUCAAACAGCUCUAGCUGUACCAGAUGAAGAUAAUUGCAUAAUGGUCUACAGUUCAACUCAGUGCCCUGAGACUGCACAGGAAGUAAUUGGAAAGUGCCUAGGAAUUCCCUUUCACAAUGUCCGUGUUAUUACAAGAAGAGUCGGAGGAGGUUUUGGUGGGAAGGCUACAAGAGCAUUAUCUGUGGCAACUGCAUGUGCACUUGCGGCGUAUAAGUUGCAACGUCCUGUUCGAAUGUACCUUGAUCGCAAAACUGAUAUGAUAAUGGCAGGAGGGAGACAUCCAAUGAAAAUAAAUUACUCUGUUGGUUUCAAAUGUGAUGGAAAGGUUACAGCUUUGCAUAUAGAUCUCUUAAUUAAUGCAGGCAUAUCUGAAGAUUGGAGCCCAAUAAUGCCGCAAAACAUAAUAGAAGCAUUGAAGAAAUACAAUUGGGGUGCUCUUUCAUUUGACGUGAAGGUCUGCAGGACAAAUGUUUCAACAAAAUCAACCAUGCGGGGCCCUGGAGAUGUACAAGGAUCUUUUAUUGCUGAAGCUGUUAUUGAACAUGUUGCAUCAGCCCUUUCUGUUGAUGCCAAUUCUAUUAGACGAAAGAAUCUUCACACCUUCGAGAGCCUCAAGUUGUUCUAUGGAGGUUGCGAGGGAGAAGCUUCCGAACAUACUUUACCAUAUUUUGAUAAAUUGGCUUUAUCUGCGAGCUAUCACCACCAUGUUGAAAUGAUUCAAGAGUUUAAUAGUCGCAACAAAUGGAGAAAACGGGGAAUUUCCUGUGUACCUAUCAUAUAUAAAGUGAUGCUAAGGCCAACUCCAGGGAAAGUAUCUGUUCUCAAUGAUGGUUCAAUCAUUGUUGAAGUUGGAGGGAUUGAGUUAGGCCAAGGGCUCUGGACAAAGGUGAAGCAGAUGGCAGCAUUUGCUCUUGGACAACUAUGUGCUGAUGGAGGUCAGUACCUUCUGGAGAGGGUGCGUGUUAUUCAGGCAGAUACUUUGAGUUUGAUACAAGGUGGAUGGACUGGCGGGAGCACCACAUCUGAGUCAAGCUGUGAAGCUGUUCGUCAUUCCUGCAAUGUCCUGGUUGAAAGACUAAAACCUCUAAAGAAGAGAUUGGAAGAACAAAUGGGUUUUGUUUCAUGGGAACCUUUAAUUUUUCAGGCAAAUCUGGAAGCUGUCAAUUUGUCAGCAAGUACGUAUUUCGCCCCAGACUAUACUUCUAGAAGCUACCUAAAUUUUGGAGCUGCUGUAAGCGAGGUGGAGAUAGAUCUCCUUACGGGCGCUACAACAAUCUUGCAGAGUGAUCUUACCUAUGAUUGUGGCCGGAGCUUAAAUCCUGCGGUUGAUUUGGGACAGAUUGAAGGUGCCUUUGUUCAAGGAGUUGGUUUCUAUAUGUACGAAGAAUACUUGACAAAUGCAGAUGGAUUGGUGGUUUCAGAUGGUACAUGGACAUACAAGGUCCCAACUGUUGACACCAUCCCAAAACAGUUUAAUGUGGAGAUACUAAACAGUGGACAUCAUCAAAAGCAUGUUCUCUCCUCGAAAGCUUCUGGGGAGCCACCUCUACUUCUAGCAGCCUCAGUUCAUUGUGCAACAAGAGAAGCCAUCAGAGCAGCAAGAUUGGAGUUAUUUUCUUGCACUGAAUCUGAAGGUUCCCCAUCAAUAUUCCAAUUGGAGGUUCCUGCAACCAUGCCGGUUGUUAAGGAGCUAUGCGGGCUGGACAAUGUAGAUAGAUACUUGGAAACUUUUUUGUCUGAUUCAUGAAUUAGUGGGAUCCUUGAUGCCUGCUUGUCGGGGGCUCAGGGCACUCAAUUUUAUCAUCGUCUAGCGAAUGCUUUCAUCCUCAUGUGUUGUACUAUGACCAACACACACCCUACUUCUGUAUCGCUAUGUAUAGUUCAAUUAUCAAUAUGUAGAAAUUAGAAAUA
This is a messenger RNA of Phoenix dactylifera (date palm), 4652 nucleotides long. Lineage: Eukaryota; Viridiplantae; Streptophyta; Magnoliopsida; Arecales; Arecaceae. The record is from RefSeq and is a predicted model, not a curated record.